Molecule: messenger RNA, 2038 nt
Organism: Poecilia latipinna (sailfin molly)
Lineage: Eukaryota; Metazoa; Chordata; Actinopteri; Cyprinodontiformes; Poeciliidae
Gene: agpat4
Product: 1-acylglycerol-3-phosphate O-acyltransferase 4 (lysophosphatidic acid acyltransferase, delta)
Exons: 9
Coding region: 310-1443 (377 amino acids)
Cellular component (GO): mitochondrial outer membrane; endomembrane system
Molecular function (GO): 1-acylglycerol-3-phosphate O-acyltransferase activity
Source: RefSeq, a predicted model, not a curated record
AAGUGGCGGAGUUCUCAACCACGCACGUACGCACACGGGUACGGACGUCGUUAUGUUUUCAAUUCAGGCGUGGCUUUUCAAUGGGUGUGGCGGCACAUGUGGGGAAAUGUUAGCAGUCACCAGUCAGUGAGGUGAUGAAUCCAUCACGGUGAAGUAAUCAUGACAUAAAUCUGAAGAGGAAGAGCAGAAAAAUCCCGGUGGCAUGGAUCUUCAGUGAUUCUUUUAUAUUGUUUUUGGGAGUUGAAGGUCUCCGAGGCAGGAUUACUGGAGGAUAGAGGGGCAUUUGUUUGUUUCACCUGAAGCAGAAGGAUGGGGCUGCUGCAGUUUUUAAAGUCCCAAUUUUUGUGCCACCUGAUCAUGUGCUAUGUGUUCCUGGUGAGCGGACUUAUUGUCAAUCUGAUACAGAUCUGCACCUUACCUCUGUGGCUGGUCAGUAAGCAGCUGGCCCGCAAGAUAAACAUCAGACUGGCCUACUGCAUUGCAAGCCAGAUGGUAGCUGCCCUAGAGUGGUGGUCUGGGACAGAAUGCACGCUCUAUACCGAUCCAAAGAGCUACCCACUCUAUGGAAAAGAGAAUGCUAUUGUGGUCCUCAACCACAGUUUUGAGAUAGACUUUCUGUGCGGCUGGACCUUCUGUGAGAGAUUUGGAGUUCUUGGGAGUUCAAAAGUUUUGGCCAAAAAGGAGCUGGCCUAUGUUCCAGUGAUUGGCUGGAUGUGGUAUUUCCUCGAGAUAGUUUUCUGCAAAAGGAAGUGGGAGGAGGACCGGACAACCGUGGCUCAGAGCCUGCAGAAACUGCGGGAUUACCCUGAAAACUACUGGUUCCUGCUUUACUGUGAAGGAACACGCUUUACCCCAAAGAAACACCAGUUCAGCAUGCAAGUAGCUGAAAGCAAGGGUUUACCUAAACUCAAGUACCAUCUUCUUCCCAGAACCAAAGGAUUUUAUGUAACUGUCCAAAACCUCAGGGGGACUGCUGCAGCUAUUUACGAUUCAACACUAAACUUCAGGAACAGUGAAGUACCGACUCUUCUUGGGAUUCUCAACGGAAAGAAAUAUCAUGCAGAUUUAUAUGUCAGGAGGAUUCCUUUAGAGUCCGUUCCAGAAGAUGAGGCGGAGUGUGCCGCCUGGCUACACAAACUUUACCAAGAAAAGGACGGCUUUCAGGAGCAGUACGCACAGACGGGGCGUUUCCCUGGCCCCAUUGUGAGCCCCCCACGUCGGCCGUGGUCCCUGAUCAACUGGCUCUUCUGGUCCUGUGUGGUCCUUUACCCUCUCGGCCUCUUAAUUGCCCAACUGCUCAGCUCUGGGGCAGUGCUCACCAUCGCCGCAGCUGUGGUUGUGUGCUCUGCAGUGUCAAUGGGAAUGCGCUGGAUGAUUGGCCAGACUGAGAUUGACAAAAGCUCAAACUAUGGGAUUAAGGCUGCUGCUCUAAACAACAAUUAAGGAUUGCUGCUGUCUUCCGGGCUGCUUUGUGGAGAUUCACAGACUUGGAAGCUGCCAGAUGCAAAAAUGUUAGGUGAACAGUAACUUGACUGGUAUAACAAGUACAGACUUGUUUCAUGGCACAACACAGCCGGGCUUAAAGCUGUGCUGCAGAAGCUAAAAUGGAAGCUGCAGAAAUGGAAACAUGGUGUGGGUUAACUUAUCUGAGUGGAAAUAUUUUAACAGUACAAAGGAAACCGAAAUUUGAAAUUGCAAUAAGCCAAAUGUAGACUACCUCUUCGACUGAAGUGUACAUCAAGUGGCAUUUGUACUUUAAGAUAGUGAUGCUAUUUUACAUGUUAAGGUUUUGUUCAGCAUCUGUGGGCCUUUUUCUCUCUUCAUUUCUAUUUUUUGUCCUGGCUCCAGUAAAAUCAGUCAACGGCAACAACACUCCCCGAAGGCUUUGAGUUGACAUUUAAAUCUAAACGAUAAAGACGAGUCAAACUCAACGUGCAAGUGCAGUAGAUGCUCGUAUAGCUUUUUCACAGCUCGACCUUAUUUUAAGACGUAUUGAAUUUCAAAAAUAUUAAUAAAGACUUGAUUUUUAUUGAAACUA